Messenger RNA from Gaeumannomyces tritici R3-111a-1, 531 nucleotides. RefSeq lists its product as hypothetical. The coding region runs from base 1 to 531 and encodes 176 amino acids. The record is from RefSeq and is a predicted model, not a curated record. Gene Ontology annotation, cellular component: Golgi apparatus. NCBI's taxonomy places the organism in Eukaryota, Fungi, Ascomycota, Sordariomycetes, Magnaporthales, Magnaporthaceae. The transcript has a single exon.
AUGACCGGCAUCCAGAUCCCGCUCGACAUGUUGACGUCGCGCUUCAACCUGUCGGGCCGCCUCGCGGGCCUCAACCAGGCCGGCGUCAUGAGCCGCUUCUCCAACCUGCGACCGAUCGGCGAGUUCUGCGACUUCAAGCGGCUGUCCAAGCCCGAGAACUUCCACGAGGUGCAGUCGCGCGUCAACUACAACCUCAGCUACUACUCGAGCAACUACUCAGUCAUGUUCGUCAUGCUCUGCAUCUACACGCUCCUGACCAACUGGUUCCUGCUCUUCGACAUCAUCUUCGUCACGGUCGGCCUGUUCAUCAUCGGCAAGCUCGACGGCCGCGACCUCGAGAUCGGCACGUUCCGCGCAUCCCCCUCGCAAUGCUACACCGGACUCCUCGUCAUCGCCAUCCCAAUCGGCCUGCUGUCGUCGCCCUUCAGCACCAUUGCGUGGCUCAUCGGCGCCUCGGGCGUCACCAUCCUGGGCCACGCGGCCCUGAUGGACAAGCCGAUCGAUGAGGCUUUUUCCGGGGAGGCGGUCUAG